Messenger RNA from Paramuricea clavata, 4621 nucleotides. The record is from the annotation of a GenBank genome assembly. Lineage: Eukaryota; Metazoa; Cnidaria; Anthozoa; Malacalcyonacea; Plexauridae.
AUGGCGGCAAGCAUAAACUUAGAGGGCUUUGAUGAUUUACUAGAGAACGCGUUAAAGAAAGUCGAUCACCGUUUCCAUUGUGAGAAACAGACACAAGAAGAAAAGCAGAAAUUUGAGAGUGCUGUUUUGGAAAAGCUUCCCGAGGAUUACCUUUACGAAGUCAAUGAAUGUUUAGGUACUGAAUCACAGUUUAAGUUGAAGGUAACUACAGAUAAUCUUUCGUCGGAUGAUUUAAAAGGAUGGCUUGCCGAAUUUCAAGCCCUCAACAAUGUAACUCUCAAAGUUAGAGCAAAGAAGAGAGAAACGAAGGGUUAUUCGACCCAGCAUUACUAUAGAUGCCAACAUGACACCAGACGCUGGAGUCCAAGUAAGGACCCCCAGAGGAAGCUGAAAUUGAAUCCAGCUGCCAGAGUGAAAAAUACUAACUGCCCAUUUCAAAUGGCUGUAAAGAUAGAUGCACAAAACAACUGUGUUAUUGAUAUUGAAUGGGAGCACAACCAUUCACUAUGUACUUUGGAGUCAUCAAAUUUUAAGGAAUUGUCUACAGCAAGCAUCGAAGAAAUUAAGGAGCUGUAUGAAGCAGGUGAAACCCCAUCUACUGCACGCCAGAUAUUCCUGAAGAAAUUCCGGUCUAGCUGCUCGAACGACCUGGACUAUCAUGUGAAGAAAGCAGAUCGCUCCAUGGUACCAAGGAGACGGGACUUUUGCUACAUGUAUCAGCAGUAUGGCAAGGAGAGAUUUGGUGGAAAGAAUGGUGAAAUGCUGGAUAAACUAUCUGCCAAGUUGGAUGAGUUCCACGAAGCUAACCCUGAUGCCUCGGUGGAAUAUCAACAGUAUGGUGGUGAUAAUACUCCAUUGAUAAUAGCCAUAGUGACGCCAUUGAUGAAACGCAUACAUAAGUGUGUUCCACAAAGUGGAGAACUCAUCUUUGUGGAUUCAACAUCAAACACUGAGGAGCAUAAUCUUAAGGUGUUCCUUCUUUGCACUGCUAAUGUUGCAGGUGCACUUCCUUGUGGCUUACUGAUAACCAGUGAUGAGAAAGAAAGCACAUUGAAACAUGGUAUGUAUAUAUACAGACCCAAAACCUAAUUUGUUUCCCCCACUUCACCCUGCCUUAAAUGCCAGAAUUAGCUUUAUGUGUAAAAAAAUACCUGUGGUUCCGGUUUCAUAUCGCAAAAAAAUUAGGGUCGGUAGGUUGGAAAUAAUUUUUUUUGAAUAAUUUUUUCAUGUUUUGUUCAACAAUUAUAGUGUGACAACAGAUGCCAUUGGGCCAUUCCAUUUAAUGUAGGCAACCCCCCCCCCCAUCCCUGAUAAUUGUUAAAUUUGUUUAUAAUAUAUGCUUGUAAAACACAAAGUUUAUAUCACUAGUGUUAAUAACAGUUAUCAACUAAUCUUGGUGAUUAUCCUACAGAGAAAAAGUAAACCCCACUCUGUAUAAAUAGGGGGGUGGGGGUGGCAGUGAUAUUUGUCAAAAAAUGCAAAAUUAUAAUGUUUAUUUCACCUAUUUAUUCAAAUAUUAAUACAAUUUAUAUAAUAAUUUUUGCAAAGUUGUGUACAGAUACUUAUGUAACUUCAACAAAGUGUCACAUACAAAGUCGAUAUUUCAAGUGAAAGUCACAUUCAUUCUUCGGUUCGAUCUCGGAAUGUCUUCAGUAUAUGACACUUUGUCGAGGUUAUAUGUAGUACACAACAUUGCAAAUCUCAAUAUAUUUAAAUUUUUUUAUUGUAUUAAUAAUUUGAUAUUUAUCAUAUAUAGUGAUAUAUAUCACAUUUGAUAGAUACUGUAUAUCUACAUGAUAUAUGUAUUUUACUUGAUCAAGUACUGAUGGAAACUAUAUUGUUGUACAUAAUUAUUGUAUGCUCACUUAAAAUGUUUUCUUUCAAGGUUUUUCCAUGUUAAAGCAAUGCUUACCAGAAGAUGCAUUUUAUGCUAAUGGUCCUGAGCAUGGUCCUGCUGUCAUUCUCACUGACAACUGCCAGGAAGAAAGAAGUGCUUUAAAGUCAGUUUGGUCAUCCACAAACAUGCUUUUGUGCACCUUUCACAUUCUGCAGCAAGUAUGGCGGUGGCUUUUGGAUAAGAAUCAUGCUAUCAGUCAAAUGGACAGACCACCUAUUAUGAGUCUUUUUAAAAGGGCUGUAUUAGCAGAUACCGAAGAAUUAUUUGAGGAAUAUUACAAUGAACUCCUUGACGAGAUAGAGCCAUAUGAGAAUGCUUCUCUAUACUUUGAGGAACUAUAUUCUGACAGAGAAGCAUUUGCACAUUGUUAUCGUUCCAGUCUUCGCAUACGAGGAAAUCACACCAACAAUUUUGUUGAAGCACAAUUUCUUGUUCUGAAAGAUAUUAUUCUUAAAAGGACAAAAGAGUACAACAUUGUGGCCCUUCUUGAGCGACUCCUGGUGGAUUUGGAGGACCACUACAAGGAGAAACUGUUGUCGAUAGCAGAUGGUAGUUUUGAUGGUCAUUACAGAAGGCGAUUUAGUGGUAAGGGCAAGACAAAGAAAGAUGGUGGCCAAGGUUUUGUUCUUCCCACUGAAGAUGAGCAAUUGAGAUUCACAGAAACCGUAAAGAAAUUUCCGAAUGAUGUGUUUGAAGUUGAAAGUCUUUCAAAAGAAAAUGUCAGGUAUGGUUAAGUUCAGGUGACAUAAUGUAUUGAUUGAUUUAAAGUGGAAGUCAAGUCUGUAUGUAAACAAACGGUUUGUUUACAUUUUGAACUGCUGUAUUUUUUUAAAAUAUGAUGUACUGUCUGAAUAUCUAACACCGUUUUGGUCCGCUAUGCUUCUAAAAUCAAUAUGAAAUAGAGUUUAUGUUCAGAAAAAUUUGAAACAUUCGAAAUUUGGGCAAUGUUUACAUCAGAGGUCCUCACAUUGUUAUGAGCAGAACCGAUGUGCAGAACGGACUUGACUUCCACUUUAAGGUACUGUAGCUUGCUAUGGUUGUGACCUCACACAAACUUUUAGGCUUAUGCCAGACGACUUUACUCGUCAAUAAGGCCUCCUGGUUACUUAACGCAUAAAACUACAAUGCACCUUGGUAUGCCCUACUUUGUUAUUUUACUCUGUCUAAUGCCAGGUUAUUUUAUUCGUCAAGAGGUGACUCUUGUACCUUCACCCAUUGACUGGCGUCACUCUGCACUUGACAAGUAAAAUAGUCUGGCAUUAGACAGAAUAAAUUACUAAAGGCUUUAGGAGCAAUGCAAUUUGACAACAAUAGUAUUCUAUUUAAAUAGCAGUUAAAAGAAAGUGUACGGCACCGUAUGGGAUGGCAAAGACCGUUUACGAAAGGGAAAAUUGCUGCGGCGAACGAAAGCUAUCUGCUUACGGAUUGUCGUAACAGCGCAUGCGUAGUAUACGAAAGUAAACAUCCAAGAUGGCGGCGCAAAAUGAAUUGCUGGCCGAGGCAAUUUUAGAGGGCAAAUCGUUCGUAAAUCGCCCGCACACGAGAGCUAUCUCCUUAGGCCAACAGUCACGAAUGACAUUUUGCUAAGCACAUAGCUCUAGUGUGCGCCGGCCUUUAGAGCACAACAUGCUCAAAUAUAAGUAAUUGACUGUUUAUAGUAAGUAUAGAUAGCCUUGAAUCUAGCGAGUGUACAAAUGUUUCUAUAGUUUAUUUUAAUUGGCGCGCAUGGAUCGAUCAAUUGAAACAAGAAUUUGAAGCAGAAAUCUUAGUCCUGGAGAGUUUAACAGCGUAUUUUUAUCUAGAAAUAGGCAAACUAGUUUAAAAUGAUCUACGUCUUAUAUUUCCUAUCAAUAACAAGAGAAAACAAGCAAGAAUGAUUAAGGUUCGACUGUCUAUAGUGAAGAAAAGUGCCUAAUUGUCUGAGGAUUUUUAAGGGUUUUUUGUGAUUUUCUCGAUAUUAUAGUCAGUAUAAUUCCGCGGUAACAAAAAGCCCCAAAAUAAUUUUUACAUCAGGUUUUAGAGCAAUAGCUUGUCUUUAAAUUCCGUAAAUUUCAAGGAAAUUGGAAUUUUCCCGGAUACGGAAAAUUAAUUUUUAAAAAGUGUAACAAUUUGGAAUUUUUUGGAUCGCAAAAAAACACGAUUUUUACACGCUUGUCUUGACAUUGAAAAAUCAUUUCAAAAAUUGCAAAUUGGACCCACGUUCUUUAUAUACAUCUUAUAAACACGUUUAAAAACGAAAGGUGAGGUUUCAUCACACGCCAAUUGAGAAAAACGAAAUUUUCGAGAGGCCGUAGCUCACAAUUUUUUUUGCUAAUUUCGCGAAUCUCAGGUAUGUGUGAGGUUUUGAUAAUUUUCGGCGAUUAAAAUAAUAUUUCAGAAAACAAACCCCACCACGUUUCUGAGUACACAUUAGAGUAUCACUGGAAAAAAUAAGAUUUUUUAUUUUUCCUCAUGUGCCACGUAUUCUCGAUUUUGCUCGGUUUUAGUGGACAUUGUCUCUUAAGUGUACUUGCAUGGUAUGUUUAUGUAAAUACCACAGCUGGGUCACUCAGGGGGUAAGAAGCUUGUUAAACUUAGUGGGCACCACUCCCACAAGGCACUACCAUGGUUGGCACAGAGCAGGGAAAUCUUGAAAAUUUUGAGUCUGUAGAUAAUUGGAAAUGGCAUUUUCAGAGUCUUCUUUUUUGCUAUUUGUGAUUAUAGAAACCAGAACUCUAGACAUGG